Molecule: messenger RNA, 441 nt
Organism: Candidula unifasciata
Lineage: Eukaryota; Metazoa; Mollusca; Gastropoda; Stylommatophora; Geomitridae
Source: the annotation of a GenBank genome assembly
AUGAUGAUCAACUUGACUUUCAGUAAUCACUCUGCUGAUUUUCUUAGUCUGAACACCUCGACAUAUGUGCCAGUGGGCAUUUCGGGCAAUAAUAGAACGGAAAAUGAUCUAGUUCAAUCAAUUGCCGUCUCUAACAUCUCGACCAGGAAUUCUAGCAUCCUCAUCAAUCACACUGAAAUCAACGACUUCGGCUGGUUUCUGAAAGUGUACAGCAAGGAGCAUCUGAUCCUCACCAGCUUCAUUCUGGGUAUAUUUGUGUUGUGUUGUAUCAUCGGAAACUGCUUUGUGAUCGCCGCGGUGAUGCUGGAGCGCUCGCUGCACAAUGUGGCCAAUUAUCUCAUUCUUUCCUUGGCUGUAGCAGAUCUGAUGGUCGCCGUCUUGGUGAUGCCGCUUAGCGUGGUCUCUGAAAUCAGCCAGGUGAGUGUUUUACGUAAGCUAUAA